GGUUGGAGGGGAGGAGUUGAAGCGUACGCGUGUCCUGACAAGCUUGGGCUGUUUGGCUUUGAAGAACAGUUUAGAAGCAACACGAGGAAUCAAUAUCUUCCAUAUUCUAAUCCAACCACUCUCUCUCUCUCUCUCUCUUCUCUUUCUCACUCACUCUUCCUUCUGUUUUGUUUGUCUCAUACACACAACACAACAACAUUCACAGAAUCUACUACACCCAGAAGAAUCCUUCUUCUUCAUCUUUCUGGUUUUGGUGAGAAAGUAAGAAAGAGAGAGACAGAGCGAUGUACGUGGCUUCCAUGCGCAAGUCUUUCAAGGAUUCCUUAAAACUUCUUCAAGCUGAUAUCCAACACGCCAAUACUCUGGCGUCGGAUUUUCCUAGGGAGUAUGAUGGUGCAUCCCUUCAGAUGAGAAUGUCAUACAGUCCAGCUGCACACUUGUUUCUGUUUUUUGUUCAAUGGACAGAUUGUCAUCUUGCUGGAGCUCUUGGAUUGUUAAGAAUCCUAAUUUACAAGGUGUAUGUGGAUGGAACUACCACCAUGUCUACCCAUGAAAGAAAAGCAAGCAUAAGGGAAUUCUAUGCUGUUAUUUAUCCCUCUUUAUUGCAACUUGAGAAAGGUGUCACUGAUUCUGAGGAUAAAAAGCAAAAGGCUGUAUGCAUGGAGAGGUAUCGUAGAAGAGAUGAUGAGGACUAUAGGCAAUCUUCUGAUGUAGACAUUGAAAGAGAAGAUGAAUGUGGGAUAUGCAUGGAGAUGAAUAGUAAAAUUGUGUUGCCCAACUGUAAUCAUGCUAUGUGCCUGAAAUGCUACCGAGAAUGGCGAACAAGAUCACAGUCAUGCCCAUUUUGCCGUGACAGUCUGAAGAGAGUUAACUCAGGGGAUCUCUGGGUAUUUACUGAUAGAAGGGAUGUGGUUGAUAUGGCAACAGUGACAAGGGAGAAUCUCAGAAGGCUUUUCAUGUACAUAGAUAAGUUGCCUGUGAUUGUUCCAGACUCUCUCUUUGACACUUAUGACUCUCACAUAAGGUAAGUAAUUGCAACAGACAAAUUUUAAUGUGUGCUGUUGCCUUGGGCGGAUAGUUUACUCCCUUUCCUUUGAGUGCGAAGUUAGUCAUAUGAAGUCCGAACCUGAUUCGGAAAAUUUAGUUAUAAAUCUGUAGAGUUGCAGUUCUUGCUUCCCACUUCUACCAAAAGUAUCCAGCCCUUGUUAUUGUGGGUUGGUGGUGAAGUUGAGAUGGUAAAUUUGUAUCUAUAGCUAGCUCAUAUGUAUAUCCCUGUACAGAUUGAAUUACUACUUAACAAGAGAUUUGCACAAUAUGCUCUUGUGAGUUACUUGGAUUGUAUCUUUGGAUUUAACUGUCUAUGGAAAUGUAAAUUGUUUUCCAAUUUGGCCAUUUUACAA
Trifolium pratense (red clover) is the source of this 1400-nucleotide messenger RNA. Its product is annotated as E3 ubiquitin-protein ligase AIRP2-like. NCBI's taxonomy places the organism in Eukaryota, Viridiplantae, Streptophyta, Magnoliopsida, Fabales, Fabaceae. Gene Ontology annotation, biological process: protein ubiquitination. Gene Ontology annotation, molecular function: ubiquitin protein ligase activity. Bases 285 to 1028 code for a protein of 247 amino acids. The transcript has 5 exons. The record is from RefSeq and is a predicted model, not a curated record.